AUGGUGUACAUCAAAGACUGGCCCGAAUUCCAACAACGUAGCAUCAAGCUGUACCAGCAAAACCCACACAAGACGCGCUACCUGCUCAAAUUCCGCCCGUCCACGCACAGCUUGACGCUCAAGGUGACCGAUGACACCACCACGAUCAAGUACCGAACGCGAUCCUCGGCGAUCCUGGGAAGAUUGGAGAUCUUCAACAAGGCAAUGACGUAUGCGAUGGCUGGAUCGAGGCAGCCGUUGGCGGAUGCCAAUCCUGAGCCCGUUGCGGCAGCGGCAGCGACAGCGACAGCAGCGACAGCAGACGGAUCAGCAACAACACCAGGGGGAUCAGCGGCGGCGUCAGCGGCAAAUGGAACACCGGCAGCAGGCGCAGCAGCGUCAGAUAAGAAGAAGAAAAAGAAGAAAGGUAAAAAGUAG
Messenger RNA from Sporisorium graminicola, 417 nucleotides. RefSeq lists its product as uncharacterized. Lineage: Eukaryota; Fungi; Basidiomycota; Ustilaginomycetes; Ustilaginales; Ustilaginaceae. Bases 1 to 417 code for a protein of 138 amino acids. Gene Ontology annotation, cellular component: signal recognition particle, endoplasmic reticulum targeting. Gene Ontology annotation, biological process: SRP-dependent cotranslational protein targeting to membrane. The record is from RefSeq and is a predicted model, not a curated record. The transcript has a single exon. Gene Ontology annotation, molecular function: 7S RNA binding.